GUAUAAAAGAGUUGGCCAGGGGGCAGCACAGGGGGGCACUACAGUACAGUGAAAGAGAGUGUCUGAGUAAAAGAGUGAGGCAUAAAAGGAAAAAGAACUGAUGAUAUAAGGUAUAAACGUCUUUUCAGGAUGUGGAAGAGUGUGUGUUUGAUGUUUAUGUGCGUUGUACUGGCGAACGCUCAGUUUCCGCGUCAGUGCAUGACACCAGAGGGUCUCCAGAGUGGCACCUGCUGCCCAUCACCUACUGGACUGCCCAAUGAUGAGUGCGGAUCCAGUACUGGGAGGGGUCAGUGUGUGUCAGUUGCAGCCGACCGCCGCCCACACGGGCCUCAGUAUCCUCACGAUGGGCGUGACGACCGUGAACGAUGGCCUCUGCGGUUCUUUAACAGAACCUGUCAAUGCAACGGAAACUUUACUGGAUUUAACUGCGGCCGAUGCCGUCACGGCCUGACAGGACCGAACUGUGAUCAAAGAAUCACAGUGGUUCGGCGUAACCUAAUGCAGAUGUCUGCAGACGAAACAAGAGCUUUUGUGAACGCCCUGGACCAGGCAAAAAGAACCGUCCAUCCUGACAUUGUCAUCUGCCCUCGCCGGCAUCAGGAGAUUUUCAGCGCAAAUGGAACUGUUCAGUUUGAGAACAUCUCCAUCUACAAUUACUUCGUCUGGACCCACUACUAUUCGGUCAGCAAGACGUACAUGGGUCCAGGUCAGCAGAGCUUCGGAGGUGUGGAUUUCUCUCACGAAGGGCCGGGAUUCGUCACCUGGCAUAGAUACCACCUGCUGCAACUGGAGAGAGACAUGCAGGACAUGCUGGGCGACCCGUCGUUUGCCCUUCCAUACUGGAACUUUGCUAUCGGAGGCAACGAGUGUGAUAUCUGUACCGAUGACCUGCUGGGAGCCAGAAGCAGCUUUGACACAAACGGCAUCAGUUCCAACUCUGUGUUCUCUCAGUGGAGAGUCAUCUGCGAGAGUGUGGAGGAGUAUGAAACAUUUGGGACCAUCUGCAACAGUACAGAGACAAGUCCGAUCAGAAGGAAUCCUGCUGGUAAUGUGGCUCGACCUAUGGUUCAGAGAUUACCAGAACCGCAGGAUGUCAUCGACUGCCUAGAACUGAACACUUUUGACACGCCACCAUAUUACUCCACUUCCUCUCAGAGUUUUAGGAAUACUGUCGAGGGUUACAGUGCUCCCCAGGGUAACUAUGACCCAGUGGUGAGGAGUCUGCACAACCUGGCUCAUUUGUUUCUCAACGGCACAGGUGGACAGACUCACCUAUCACCAAACGACCCCAUCUUUGUUCUGCUUCACACUUUUACUGAUGCCAUCUUUGAUGAAUGGCUUCAGAGGCACACCGCUGCGGGAACAGUGGCCUAUCCUGAGGAAAAUGCUCCUAUUGGUCACAACAGAGAAUUCAACAUGGUUCCUUUUUGGCCGCCGGUCAGAAAUGCCGAAAUGUUUGUCGUUGCCCCAGAUAACCUGGGCUACACCUAUGAGGUUCAGUGGCCAACUCGGCCCUACACCAUCUCAGAAAUCAUCACCAUAGCGAUCGUUGCCGUGGUGCUCAUUGUGGCGGUGGUGGGCGGAGUCAUUGGGUGUGCUGCCCGGGCACGCUCAUACCGCUCGCUUGAGAGUCUGGAGCCGCUGCUGGGGGAACAGUACCGACGGUACUCUGAAGAUGAGAGACGCACCGAAAAAUCUCAGUCUGUGGUCUGAGGAAUU
Molecule: messenger RNA, 1719 nt
Organism: Triplophysa rosa
Lineage: Eukaryota; Metazoa; Chordata; Actinopteri; Cypriniformes; Nemacheilidae
Gene: tyrp1b
Product: tyrosinase-related protein 1b
Exons: 8
Coding region: 130-1713 (527 amino acids)
Biological process (GO): melanosome organization; melanocyte differentiation
Cellular component (GO): melanosome
Molecular function (GO): oxidoreductase activity
Source: RefSeq, a predicted model, not a curated record